Lodderomyces jiufengensis is the source of this 2199-nucleotide messenger RNA. RefSeq names its product COP9 signalosome catalytic subunit (gene JAB1). NCBI's taxonomy places the organism in Eukaryota, Fungi, Ascomycota, Pichiomycetes, Serinales, Debaryomycetaceae. The transcript has a single exon. Bases 1 to 2199 code for a protein of 732 amino acids. Gene Ontology annotation, molecular function: metallopeptidase activity; protein binding; deNEDDylase activity. The record is from RefSeq and is a predicted model, not a curated record. Gene Ontology annotation, cellular component: cytoplasm; COP9 signalosome. Gene Ontology annotation, biological process: protein deneddylation.
AUGAAUACUUUAUAUAAUGAAUUAGUCAAGGUAUUGGAGCGGGACUCUGAGCCUAAGUUAAAGUUGGAUGAUAGCCUAAGAGAUAAAAAAUUAUCAAACUCACCUUCUUCAUCAGAUGUAAUAAGAACGACACCUUUAACUGACAUACAACUAUCUAAUCAAUGCAUUGAUUCACAAGUUUUGAAGAAUGAUCCAAAUGAUAUUUAUAAUGUACCACCAAUUGACUCAAAAUUACUAGAAGAUAAACCUUGGAAAAGAGAUGCCAAAUAUUUCAGUAAAUGUAAAAUAUCAUCAUUAGCAUUAAUGAAAAUGUCUAUCCACGCACAACAAGGUGGAUCAAUUGAAAUUAUGGGAAUGUUGAUUGGUAAAAUUAUUGAUAAUACCAUAGUGGUUUUAGACACGUAUAGAUUACCAGUUGAAGGUACAGAAACAAGAGUAAAUGCUCAAGGAGAAGCUUAUGAAUACAUGGUACAAUAUUUAGAAUUAAAUCAAAGAAUUAGUAGUGAAAUUGAAACAACAAUAGGAGAGCAAGUAGCAGAUGAAUCAAAUGCCGGCAAAAGUUUAAGAAGGGAACAUAUUGUUGGUUGGUAUCAUUCUCAUCCAGGUUAUGGAUGUUGGUUAAGUGGUAUAGAUGUAAGUACUCAAGAAUUAAAUCAAAAUUUUCAAGAUCCUUAUUUAGCUAUAGUUGUUGAUCCAAUUAAAACUUUGAAACUGGGGAAAGUUGAUAUUGGAGCAUUUAGAACUUUGCCAUCAGGUUAUCAAGAACAAUCUCAACCACAAUCGAAAACUUCUACAUCAUCAGCCACCAAAUCUAAAGCAAAAUUCAAUUUACCAAAACUGAAAAGACAAGAAUUCGGAAGUCAUUCCAAUCGUUAUUACUCAUUAGAUGUUGAAAUUUUCGAAAACUCAAAUGAUUCUGAGAUGUUAAAUUUGAUAAAUAAUCAAAAACUUCAAAAUCAAAAUUUAUUAACAAAUUAUGGAAUUGAUUUAAAUGAUAAAUUCAAUGCUUUGCAAGAAGAGGAUUUCAAAAAUAUAAAUUUUUUGAAAAAUUUUGAAAUUUUGGACGAAAACAACAACUCGAAUGAAAACUUGAAAAAAUUAAUUAAAGAUUUAGAUUCUUUAAAAAGUCCAAUUAUUGAAAAAUCAACUAAUAAUAUUUUGAAAAAAUUAGUAAAUUUUCAUAAAGAAAAUAAAUCAAAAUUGAAUGAUGAAGUGACAGGUAAAAUAAAAGCUACAAAAGGUAAAUCCAAAAAAACACAAGAAAUUGUUUAUGAUGAUGAAGAUGUAUUAGAUGAAAGUGAUUUAGAAAAAAAUGAAACUGGAAGAGAUGAUCGGUCUGCAGGCAUGACCGAUGAAGAAGAAGACGAACUUGAGUAUGAAAAUGAUCAUAGUAAAAACAAAAUUAAUGUUAGUAAUGAUGAUGAAAAUGAUGAUAGCAAGUCUUCAUUGGAUAAAAACGAACAGAGAAAUUUAGACGAGCAAGACGAUGGCGAUCUAGAUGACAUGGAAACAGAUGAAGAAGAGUCGCAAUCGUCAAUUUCUAAAGGAUUUAAAAACUCAGGAUUAGAGCAACGCCAUAAUUCAAGAAUUCAGAAAGGUUCAGAACAUUCAGCAAACAUAAAAACAAAGUCAAAUACUAUUAAUUCAAUGAAUGAUAAACCUAGAAGAUUAAAACGUCGUCAAGGUUCUGAUCAACAACUUCAAUCAGCCCUUUUUCAACAGCAGCAACAACACUUAUCAAGAAGAGAUCAAUUAGAUGAUACAAUAAAUUUUGAUAAUAAAUCUUUUAUGAAACAACAACAAGAUGAAUAUAUUAGAAGACAAAAAUAUUUUGAAUAUCAAAGAAGACAACAAAUAAAUCAUCAAUCACAUUUAUCAACAAAUAUUAACAAUAAAAAUAAUAAAAUAAAUGAUAAUAAUUUAAAAUCAUCUUAUAAUCCACAUUUACAAGAAUUAUAUCAUCCAAUGUUGCUAUCCAAUAAUGAAAUUUUAACUAAUCAAACUUUAUUGGGUUAUGGAAUGGAAUUUAAAAAUAAAAAUAAAAAUUUAAUUGAUUUGAAUAAUUUAAUAUUAUCAAAUAAAUUAUGUGAUUUAAUUAGUUUAGAUGGUCAAGAAAUCUUAAAUUUUAAAGAUGAUGAAAAUAAAGAAAAUGAAUUAUCAAGUAAUAAGAAAUUAGUCGGAAAUACUGAUCAACAAUGA